CCCAAGUCCUCUGACUUCCAAGCCUGUGCUCUUUCCACUAAGCCACGCAACACCCCAGAUCUAAUCAACCCAACAACCACCAGUGAAGCCAUGGCCAUCCUCUUCGCGGUCGUUGCACGAGGCACCACCAUCCUGGCCAAACAUGCCUGGUGUGGAGGGAACUUCCUGGAGGUGACGGAGCAGAUUCUGGCGAAGAUACCUUCCGAAAACAACAAGCUAACCUAUUCCCACGGAAAUUACCUGUUUCAUUAUAUCUGCCAAGACCGAAUCAUAUACCUCUGUAUCACGGACGAUGAUUUUGAGCGAUCUCGGGCCUUCAACUUCCUGAAUGAAAUAAAGAAGAGAUUUCAAACUACGUACGGUUCAAGAGCACAAACGGCCCUCCCAUAUGCCAUGAACAGCGAGUUCUCGAGUGUGCUGGCUGCACAGUUGAAACACCACUCUGAGAACAAAGGCGCGGACAAAGUGGUGGAGACUCAAGCCCAGGUGGAUGAACUGAAAGGGAUCAUGGUCCGAAACAUAGACCUAGUGGCCCAGCGAGGAGAACGAUUAGAGCUGCUGAUAGACAAAACGGAGAAUCUUGUUGAUUCCUCGGUCACAUUCAAAACAACUAGCCGAAACCUUGCCAGAGCCAUGUGUAUGAAGAACCUCAAGCUCACCAUAAUCAUCGUCAUUGUAUCCAUUGUUUUCAUUUACAUCAUCGUGUCAGCUGCCUGCGGGGGCCUAACGUGGCCAAGUUGCGUGUAGAAAGUAGGUGAAGGUGAUCUUAAACUGUGGAUAGGAGAGCGAGCAAGUGUACCAAGGAGUUAAGGAGCAACCCACAUAACUGUCUCUUCACUGCUGACACAGACGAUGCUCGGUGUCCGCCUGUCUUUCCUUCCAUCGUUCCAGGACUCCGGUUUCCUCUGCCUUAAUCAGCGCGCCCCUUCCCCCCACCCCGGCCCUCGCGCUCGCAGGCAAAACCGUCCAGGUUUUGCUUCCGUGCGGUCGCAACCUCGGAUGGGUGUUCUCGUAUUUUAAACUACUUGAAGGGACUCUUGUUUUUUAACCGUGGAUCGCCGUUCGCCCCAGGGGUCACCGCCAGUCUCAGCAGCAGCUGCCUGUUCUGGCAUCAUACCGCACGUGCAUGUGUGCGCGGGAGGUUUUUGCACUUUAUGUGAUUGGAAUAAUUAAGUGGAGAGCGCUCUGUCGCUAGCGUCUCACCUUAACCUCAUCCUAAUGGAUGGCACUGAAGAGUUCCGGGUGUUAGACCACGUUGGGAAGGAGAAUAAACCAGGGGAAUGUAAAUCUUUCCACUCCGGGCUUCUGUAUGGGAGUGAGCACCAGGGCCGAGAGGGGGGAGCGAUCUGCCCGGGGCGGUUCUCAGCUUUUUAUUUUGCUCAGGAGGGGAACGCUUCGGUUAGAACCGGUUCGUAGGCCAGGGAUUCCCGGAUUCGCGUCCCGGUGUGAAGUUCGGGAGAACCGAAGCGGGCACACUGCCGCGGAUCGCUACACCCUCUUCUUCCCUGUUGGGACAAAGCCGACCGAGGUGACGGUUUGGUUUGCGUUGGAGGUUGCAACAACGUAGUUUCGUCAAGUGUUUUUAUAAAUUGAUUUAUGUCCAUUAGCGGGCAAGGGGUGUAGAAGUUGCUUUGUGUUCCUUGUUGUGGGGUGGCAGUUUUGCUCCGAGUCACGAAGAAGCCUCUAGCGGGUGCGUGAAUUUCCGUCCGGCUGGAAACUCAUGAAAUCCUCACCUUUUAGGUUGGAGUUUCGAGUUUCACGGUUCAGGGCGUGCUAGGCGAGAAUACACAAUUCAAAACCAACAGCCCAGCCAGAGCAGCUUAUGCUGGCUGGAAUGGAGGUGAGGACCAGCUCUUUUCCCCCCCACCCCACCCAUCAUUAUUCCGAUUUAGCCACUGGCCGAUGCCCAGUGGUUAUCCUUAAGAUUCAUCUGCUGGGCUCGGGCAACUUGAUCAGGUGCUUAAGUAGCCAAUGAACAGAAUAGCUUCUCGAGGGUCCAGGUCACUGAACGAAGCACAUCUCGUGAAAUAAAAAGCCUUCCUUAGCUUCGGCUGGCUCCAGUUUCCUUUUUUUUAACGAUCCCCCUAGCUUAAUGCGAAUCAUUUCACCAGAGAGGGGGCAGAAAUGAAAGCAAACGGUAGGACUGGAAAGGGAAUGCCGGAGUAGAACAUAAUCAACACCCUUAUGGUGACUGCAUGGAGUCUAGCCAGACGUCUCACCGUGUAGUAACUUGUAACAUUGAGACACCCUGACAUUUGAUAUCAAACAGGUGUAGGUGCCAGAGGGAGCCUGAAGCUCAAGUUCUGUUUGCAUUUAAUUAAUAAAAUUUAUUUAAUUUGCAUUGGAUUGAGUUUUGCCCCCCUCCCUUUUUUUUUUUUCUGACUACUCUGUGGACCACUCAGUUUUGCAACUUAGCUCCUCUGCCCCAUCGUGCGCCUUGAAAAAGGCAGCCCCCGCCAUCUGACUUCCUAGUCCGGACACAGCUGAACAUCCUUAACUCCAGCCCCAUCCCGCCCCAUCCCCUUUGGUCCCGAUACUCCCUCCCUCCCUCUGCCAAAUGCAUAGCCAAUCCAGGGCACCAACAGAUAUUUUUCAGCCUUAUCCCUCCCAUCGCCUAAUUUCCAAAGAUCAGUUCGAUGGCUUCACUGUUGGUUCGUAUUUGAAUGUGGUCCAAAGCAAAGUUGACUGGCCUUGGCUAGAGUGUUUAGGGUGGCUGUAGAGAGAUGAAGAAACGUUUUGGAAGCUCAUUCUUCCCAUUCCAGCGUAAAACUCACCUGUAUGAUAAUGCAUGUUUUAGGGGUGAAUGACCCUGUUCAGUCUAUGUAUAAAACACUUUCUCUCGUUUUCAAGACUGCACUAACUGAAGGCAUUACUGCAAGGUUCAUUUGUUUAAAAUAAAAUGAACAGGACCAACGUAGGCCUGUUUUGAAAUA
Messenger RNA from Tachyglossus aculeatus (Australian echidna), 2933 nucleotides. RefSeq names its product vesicle associated membrane protein 7 (gene VAMP7). The transcript is spliced from 8 exons. Gene Ontology annotation, molecular function: SNAP receptor activity; SNARE binding. The record is from RefSeq and is a predicted model, not a curated record. Lineage: Eukaryota; Metazoa; Chordata; Mammalia; Monotremata; Tachyglossidae. The coding region runs from base 91 to 747 and encodes 218 amino acids. Gene Ontology annotation, biological process: exocytosis; vesicle fusion. Gene Ontology annotation, cellular component: membrane; SNARE complex.